Messenger RNA from Callorhinchus milii (elephant shark), 416 nucleotides. Its product is annotated as protein preY, mitochondrial-like. Lineage: Eukaryota; Metazoa; Chordata; Chondrichthyes; Chimaeriformes; Callorhinchidae. The transcript is spliced from 2 exons. The coding region runs from base 17 to 334 and encodes 105 amino acids. The record is from RefSeq and is a predicted model, not a curated record.
GUGUGAGGCCGGGGCGAUGUUGCGGGCGGGGUGGGGGUGGGGGCGGCUGUGUCACUGCGCGGGGGUCGCGGGGGGCCCUGGAGUCGGCAGCCGGAGGCUGGUCCAUGUGACCCCUGACCCCAGUGUGAGGACCUUUGACAUCUCCCUCCUGACCUGUCUGGUCUGUCCGCUCAGCCGGAGACCCCUGAGAUACGCGGAAGAUACCAAUCAGCUGAUAAACGAUGAGUUGGGAAUAGCAUAUCCCAUUGUCGAUGGAAUCCCAAAUAUGAUCCCACAGGACGCGAGACUGAUUCGGAGAACUGAAGAUAUGUGCAAGGAAGAUUCACAGAAAUAAUCAAACUGUUUUCUGGAUGAAUGGGACUCGGUGAGGCGGGGGAAAUAAAUCUGUCACAAAACACAAGGAAUAUAACAUAAAU